ACUGAAAUUAUAAGUGGAGUUUGUGUGAAUAGAAUAGAAAUACUGUUACUCUACGAUUCUUGUUAUGAUUAUCAUUAGACUCUGUUGAUAAUGUAGUUCCUAUUCAUAAUUAUCGUUUUGUUAAUGAUUAAUAUUUGGUAUGACGUAUCCUUCGCGAGGUGGCCUUAUAUUUGAUAUCAGUUUUCGUAAUUGAUUCUUAUGUGAAAGAACGUGGAUUAUUGCCGUUUAGUGCAGUCGGCAUCGUAGGAUAGUGUCAUGGCGCGACAACAAUGACAGAAAGUGUGUUUCUCACCGACGAUUUCGGUAUUAAAUCUAAUAUGUGGGGCGGUUUUCGUUGUAACAAGGGCUUCCUAAUAUUGUUCCUAGUUCAUGUGAUAGCAUUUCAAAGUUUUAUAUAUUAUCAGUCGUACAAAUGGGAAGAGCUACAGGAUAAGCUGGAGUCGAUAAUCCUCGAGCAACGAGAUGUGUACGGGCUAACAUACAGCAUAAUCAAAAGGUUAGAGGAGCACGAUGCGUUCACUGGAAACAAACGGGAACCCGUUGAUGAGCCUACGAUUUAUGCGAUUACCCCUACAUUCGCUAGACCUGUACAAAAAGCCGAAUUGACACGGUUGUCGCAAACAUUUUUACAUGUACCGAACUUCCAUUGGAUCCUCGUAGAAGAUGCUGCGAGAAAGACAAAACUCGUUACGCAUUUUUUAGAGAACAGCGGUUUAAUUUACACCCACUUGGCGGCAGCAACUCCGCCUAAUUACAAAUUAGGUCGAAACGAUCCUAAUUGGAAGAAGCCACGUGGCGUCGAGCAACGAAACGCAGCGUUACGCUGGCUUCGAGAGUAUCUCAAACCGACAGACAAAGGGAUAGUAUUUUUUGCUGACGAUGACAAUACGUAUUCAGUUCAAUUGUUUUCCGAGAUGGUGAAAAUUCAGAAGGUCGGCGUGUGGCCGGUUGGUCUAGUUGGCGGUUUAAUGGUGGAGAAACCAAUAUGUGAUAACGUUACUAAUAAGGUAAUCGGUUUCAACGCAGCUUGGAAGCCAGAUCGACCGUUUCCGUUGGAUAUGGCAGGCUUUGCGAUCAACUUGAGGCUUUUAUUGGAGAAUCCAGAUGCUGUCUUUUCGUAUGACGUUCAGGGUGGUUAUCAGGAGAGCGAAAUUUUGAAACAAAUCGUCAGUAGGGAUGAACUAGAGCCAUUGGCAGAUUGUUGCACAAAGGUAUAUGUGUGGCAUACACGAACAGAACCGCCGCAAUUAAAUGUGGAGCAACUUUUAAUAAAGAAAGGUAAACGUUCCAAUCUAGGCAUUGAAGUGUGAUAAAAGAGUUAGACUGUAGUGUGCAAUAUUUUAUUAUUACCGAAAGAAUCUCGCAACGCGAUAGAGCGUUUUAACGUUUACUGUAUGUGGGGAACGUGAACUGAAAACGAAGAAUGAAUUUUAUAUACGCUUUUUAUUAUCAUCCGCGCACUUGGCCAUGUACUUUUUAUCAUUGGAGAACAAUGCAGUGCCAUAACGCGUAGUUCGCUUAUAGCUGCAUAUUUGGUGAGGACGUAAAACGAGAUAUUAAUGGAUUCCAAGUAGAACCUGCGUAUUGAUAUUAUAAUGUGGCAGGUCUGAUAUAUUCUAUCGUUAACGAAUCGAUCGUUUUUUGUUUUUGUACUUUUUACGUGCCUGUUAGUGCAAAGUCUUUCAAUACAAUAAAACG
Habropoda laboriosa is the source of this 1698-nucleotide messenger RNA. It is a transcript of the gene GlcAT-I, whose product is annotated as galactosylgalactosylxylosylprotein 3-beta-glucuronosyltransferase I. Gene Ontology annotation, biological process: carbohydrate metabolic process; chondroitin sulfate proteoglycan biosynthetic process. Gene Ontology annotation, cellular component: Golgi membrane. Gene Ontology annotation, molecular function: galactosylgalactosylxylosylprotein 3-beta-glucuronosyltransferase activity. The transcript is spliced from 4 exons. NCBI's taxonomy places the organism in Eukaryota, Metazoa, Arthropoda, Insecta, Hymenoptera, Apidae. The coding region runs from base 270 to 1310 and encodes 346 amino acids. The record is from RefSeq and is a predicted model, not a curated record.